Molecule: messenger RNA, 1413 nt
Organism: Aphanomyces invadans
Lineage: Eukaryota; Oomycota; Saprolegniomycetes; Saprolegniales; Verrucalvaceae
Exons: 10
Coding region: 23-1078 (351 amino acids)
Biological process (GO): ribosomal large subunit biogenesis
Cellular component (GO): nucleolus
Molecular function (GO): GTPase activity; GTP binding; RNA binding
Source: RefSeq, a predicted model, not a curated record
UGCGAUAUGGGUGGAUUUCAACAUGGCCCAAAGUCGCGUGCGCGGCGCGCUGCAGCGACUUCCGUAUGUGAAGACGGCCCCGGAGAUUCUCGAGAUGCGCUUCUGGCGGCAUUCAAUCAAAGAGAAGGCGAUUGUGGACCCCAUUCGAAGGGCCAAGAACAAAACCGACCGUUUGAUCAACUAUCAAUUGCUCAAGCUUGCGUCCAUUACGUCGCAUGUUGCGAACGAAUUCCCUGCUCUCCGAAGCUUGCACCCUUUUGAACAUGAAGUUGUUGUCUUGACGUUGGGCCCUGGCGCGUACGAGAAGCAGCUCCAGCACCUGCGCAAAGUGUACGCCGCCCUGCACAAGUGUGGCAAAGCGUAUGAGAUGGAAAACAAGCAAGUGCGCACGCAAAUUGAAUCGGCCGACGUCAUGGCCCGAUGUCUCGAAGGACUAAGAGGCAUCGUGCAAGACCAGGCCCCUGUUCUCCGUGACACGGCUGAAAUGGCCAAGACGCUUCGAAAACUGCCCGAAAUCGACUUGAACAAGCCUCUGUUUGCCCUCGUCGGCGCUCCCAACGUCGGGAAAUCGUCGUUGGUAAAAGCACUGACCACUGCCAACCCUGAAAUCGCCAACUACCCGUUCACAACCCGCGGCGUGACGAUCGGGCACAUUUUCAUGCAUGGCAAUUCGUACCAGGUGGCGGACACCCCAGGACUGCUGUUUCGACCAGACAGUCAGCGCAAUGCCAUAGAGAAGCUGGCGCUGAGCAUCUUGACCAAAACCAAAGCGACGGUGGGGUUUGUUGUCGACCCAACGGGAACGUCGGGAACGCCGCUGUCGGUUCAGUUGGCCCUGCGCGACGAACUGCGCGCCAAGCUGCCGGAGAAAGCUGCCAACUCCUGGAUCGACCUUGUCUCCAAGAUCGAUGUGCCGUAUGACAAGUCGACCCUCUCUCGAUCGGAUCAAGCGGCGCUGAACACGAUGCUGCACGUGUCUACCGCCACCAACGAAGGGCUAGCCGCCGUCGACACGAGCGUUCGCGCGAUGCUCAAGUCCGCGCUCGCUUCCGACACUGACGGAAGCGACAUUGAAUAAACGAUGCCGUGUGACUCGAUCGCGUGUUGCAUUCUCGGCCACUCGUUUUGCAGUUGGCACGUUCCGUCCAUGCAAUGGGUCGAUGAAGUGCCCCACAGCCGCUGUCGCAGUUGCAUGCACCCCACGGGAAUGGCAUUGCGUCCACUGCGCCAACGUUGCAUCGUGGCCAUGGAACUGCAUGACGCUGCUGCUUGGCGCACAAGCAUGGGUGUACCAGGGCUGAAAAGCCAUGUCGACCACUUCGAUGGCCCACGGAGGCACUGUGUUGUAUAUAUAUCAGGGAACGGGGUUUCCUCGACUGCUAGCCUAAGCGCUUCAAUACAAAGAAGGCUCAG